CAAGAGAGGAAAAUUUAAUGAAAACACAGCGUAGUAAGUCAGACCGCUGUAGGUGUCGUGUGAACGCGAUCGACCAAUCAGCGGCCAGCAAACGCCGAAAAAGACAAAUUGGUUUUUAGUUUGAGGGCAUGUUGUCAGUAGCGUUAUUCAAACGGAACUACGCUAGACCCAGGACAGAAGGAAAUGAAACAGAGAAAGUCUGCGAGGAUCGCUCUGGGUAUCUAGAGGUGUAACCGUCAACAGCACUCAUAGUACAUGUUGUGCUCCUGGUGUUUACAUUGGCACACUGCACACUGAUGAGUGACCCUAUAUCACAGCCGACAGACAGGGCAACCAGCAAUUAUUGAAACACAUUCCUAUCAACACUUUAUUCUCUAAAGAAAAACAAGUUUGAAGAUACCGGAUUUUUCGUGGAUAUUUGUGCAGUUUUUGGAAGUUUUUCCGGUGAAUAAUGUAGUUUGUCCGGAUGUACAGUAUGGAGAGACCCUGCAUGGACUAACGGGAUGAUGGUGUAAUUCCUGGAAUAAAUUUAAUUGGGACAUUUUUUUAACUAGAGACGACAUAUAAUGGGAUCUUCAACAAGACAUUACAUUUCCAUAAUUUUGGUGUGCAUAUUACAGAGCGUGCACGCGUCAUGGUGGUAUCUGGCAAUUCUGAGUUCUUCCCCGACCAGCAACUCGCCACCAGCAGAACAAGUGGUUCCAAAACUACAGUCGGAUCAGGGAUCCCGUUGUUCAAACCUGGCCUUCCUCACCCCUCGCCAGAAGGAGUUGUGUGAGCACGAGAGUCGCCUACUUAAUGUAGUCAGCCAGGGAGCGUCCAUGGGUAUCUCGGAAUGUCAACACCAGUUCUCCGCCCGCCGCUGGAACUGUUCCACAUACAACAACACCAGUGUCUUCGGCAAGGUUCUCGGAAUUAAAAGCCGAGAAACGGCCUAUAUCUACGCCAUAUCAUCAGCCGGCGUCAUGUAUAGCGUCACGCGCGGCUGUGCGCGUGGGGACCUCGAGCACUGCGGUUGUGACGACAAAAUCAGGUGGCGGAAGGCAGGCGGAGAUUUUGAAUGGGGAGGCUGCUCAGAAAACACUAAAUAUGGGGCAAAAUUUUCUAAGGAAUUCGUUGAUGCAAACGAGAAAACCGUUGACGAGUCCGGUUUGAUGAAUCUCUGGAACAAUGAAGCUGGAAGAAGGACUGUUAAGACGUCAAUGGAACUUCUCUGUAAAUGUCACGGAGUUUCUGCAACAUGUUCCGUGAAAAUCUGCUGGCGGAAAAUGAAGAGCUUCCGGGCAAUUGGCGCCAAACUGAAGGCUAAAUUUGACGGCGCAAGUCUCGUAAAGGUUAACAAGAAACGCAGAAAGUUAAAGCGGAUAACGAUAGAUAUGAAAAAGCCGACGAAAAAAGACUUAGUGUAUCUGGAGGAGUCACCGGAUUAUUGUAAUGUCGACGCCAAAUACGGGUCACUCGGCACGCGCGGGCGACAGUGCAGCAAGGACAGCUAUGGCCUAGACGGCUGCACGCUCAUGUGUUGUGGGCGUGGCUACCAUACGAUCGUCAAGGAGAUCAAGGAAAACUGUGACUGUAAAUUUGUCUGGUGUUGUAGAAUAGACUGUAAGAGGUGCUCACGAGUUGUGGAAAUGCAUUUCUGCAAUUAAGUUUCUCUUCUCCUGCCGCUAUUAUUUUCGUUCUGUUUGAAUUAAUAGCCACCAUCUGUAUAUACAACAUGCUUUAUAUAUUUAUCUAUUUUGCAUAAAUUAUAUUUAUAAAUAUAAUUAAAAUAUAUAUAUCGGUGAUGUUGUUAUGAUGGUUGACUAGGCUUAAAGUCAUGGUUGGUGUUGAGGACUGUGUGUGUCUCCAUUUGUGACAGAUCGGUUCAAAUGUCUAGAUGGAUGACGGACAACUGUCAUAACAGGACCGUGAAAAUACCGGUUAAUUGUGCUCGAUACAAAGCAAGUUUGCUUAUGACAAGUGUUGUGAAUUAAAACGUUUAUGAAGACAAUAUUGACAAAAUGUACUGAACUCGUGUGUGCUUAUUGUCUCUACAUAUUCACAAUUACAAAAAAGGCCUCGUGUUACCGAGGAUGACAAGGGUAUUGUGAUACCAAUACCAACAAAAAUGAACUCGUAAUAUCGAGAUAAACAAAUACACGUUGUUCACAUUUUAUGAAAAUCGACUAUUUCUAAAACGCCACAAGGUCGUGAACGGAACCACGUGACUAGGAACGGUUGAUGAUUUAAUAUUGUGCUCUUUUUGUUCUUUGUUUCGUCUAUAUGUUUGUCCCUCAGUGUUCAGAUUGUAUUAUAUAUAACAUUUAAUAUAUUUAUUAUUUGACACAUUUUAAGUAAAUGUAAAAUAUACAAGCCAUGAUUCGGCGAAAGGUUCUUAAAUCAGCUCCCCUCGUUUCAUUGUACAUCAGAGUUCGCCAUUGACACAUGAUCUCCCAGAAUGCAUUGCUGUCAAUGGAGAGUAGCGCAAGGAACCCAGGGAAUAUUUGUUAUGGCCUGUGGACGAGAUAUAACUUUAUAAGUUGUCCACGACUCGGUAAUAACCGGGAGUAAGGACGAAAAGUCACAUCUCCAAUUAAUCAAUCAUACGAUUUAGGCAGUUUUACUACCGAACUGUGCUGCUUCAAUAGAAGCCAGUGAAAAUUGUUAAUCAAAAUUAAAAAUUAAAAUAAAUGCGAGUCUCAUUGUGAUAUGUAUUUAGUUAAUGGAUGAGUUUACGUACACAGUUUGUAUUCUGAAUAGUAGAUACAUUUAUAUAUUUGUUUACGAUGAGAACUCUGUAGGCUGAUGUUAUGUAGUGUGUAGGUCGUUACACCUGUACUGUGUAGGUUGUUACACCUGUACUGUGUAGGUUGUUACACCUGUUCUGUGUAGGUUGAUUACUAUUCACCUGUAUAUGUACAUUACGUAUGUUGAUACAUUAACAUGUACUGAUGUUAUACCUGUAGUGUUGCUAUAUAUUUGUAUAGCGCCACAUCUUAUCUCGAGGAAAUUGCCCUUGUUGUACAUUAUUGCUCCACAGGAACAUGUGGUCAGAAGCAUGACAAAAUUAAAGAUAAAAUCUAGUUGAAAUAUAAAUAAACGGAACGUCAUUCAUUAAUGAAUGUCAUUGAUAUAAAAAGAAGAACAUGGGAUAGUUAUAUAUCUUUUGUAUUUCACUAUGAUAUUAUCCAUAAUAAGGACAUUCUUCUGACCACAUGUAUCCGUGAUAUGCCCCUUCAGGGUUGUGCUCGGUUCUAUAGUUUCUGUACAUAAGCGAUUUGUAUAUAUUCGUCAUAUAAAUCACCCAAUAAAACGUCUCGAAAACAUG
Mizuhopecten yessoensis (Yesso scallop) is the source of this 3310-nucleotide messenger RNA. Its product is annotated as protein Wnt-4-like. Gene Ontology annotation, biological process: cell fate commitment; multicellular organism development; canonical Wnt signaling pathway. The transcript has 4 exons. The record is from RefSeq and is a predicted model, not a curated record. Gene Ontology annotation, molecular function: frizzled binding; cytokine activity. Bases 567 to 1649 code for a protein of 360 amino acids. Lineage: Eukaryota; Metazoa; Mollusca; Bivalvia; Pectinida; Pectinidae. Gene Ontology annotation, cellular component: extracellular region.